Molecule: messenger RNA, 3478 nt
Organism: Paramuricea clavata
Lineage: Eukaryota; Metazoa; Cnidaria; Anthozoa; Malacalcyonacea; Plexauridae
Source: the annotation of a GenBank genome assembly
AUGGGUUCGAUCCUUCUUCAUCAUAUCUCUGAGCUUGAAUAUAAUUUUCGAGUACAUGUUCAUGCAUUUCUGCGAAAACUUCAACAGCAGCUGGGUUUGCAGGUAUAUCAUUGGUGUUCGCAUCAUAUCUUGGUACAAAUAGGCUACUUUCCCACAGGCCAUUAGUCAACUUGUUGUUGUUUUUGGUUAUCAAAUGGGAUGUUGUGGAAUCGCAAGAUGUUAACAGUGUAUUACAGACUUUGAUCAGUAUAUCAAUCAAUACCAAACUUGCAAUUCCAUGUAAAAUAAGUGUGUUUUGUUUCUUGGCAUACCAAGUAAUUGUUGCACUACUGCAGCAAGUAAACUUCUUCGAAUUUCCACCCGGCGAAGACCAUUUCCCUUGCAGGGGCGGAUCUAGGGGUGAUCAGAGCGAUCACGCGACUAAGGUAAAAAUUGGCCAGAAAAAUGGAAAAUUGUUAAAUUAAAAUAGCAGUCCAGUUAUCAAACUUCGCGCAGUGUAAUGUAUUCAAAGUUUAACAGUCCAGUUUUGAAAUAUCAUUCAGUAGCAAGGCCUUCGAACAUGAACGCGCAGAAAAGCGGUCUUACGCAUGAGUUUUGCACGCUUUGAGUAGAUUCCAGCCAUCUGAUUGGCUAUCUCGAUUUUUGCGCGAUCUGUGGGGAGUUCUGAUCGCCAAAGCGAUCAGGGGCUCGAAUAGAGGCUAUCCGAUUGGCUAAUUCAAAACAAUCCUGAAUUCCCAUUGGCUGGAUUUUUUUGAUCGAUCAUACCGUUCAGGCUUCAUUAGUGCACGGAAAGGUCUAUGACGUUUCUGGCCCUUUCUGAUCGCUACUUUGUGCUUGACCGCAAAUUAUUAAAGUUCAAUGGGAAGAUUUACUAUCAGAAAUUCUGAACUAAUACCAGCCAUGUCUGUUAGUAUUUACGAAACUGUAAAGGCUGCUUUAGAGAAUGACGAUCGACAAAAUGUCAAAGAUAUUGAAGCUGAUUUAAACAAGCGAUAACGGUGUACCGAAGUUUUCUAUUAAAGAUUUAUUGAGCGUUGUGAAUAACAUAAGCAGCCUUCCUCGCACGAAAUUUUGGUUCGGAAUCUUACAUCCUGAAGUACGUUCGAGAGAAGACAAAAAUCUUUUGUACGGCCUUAACUUAAGAUGUAUAUAUUCUAUUUUAACUAGAUAUAGCAUUAUAACAUGUUGUAUACUGUGGUGGAUUGUGGUCUGUACGCAUAUACAUGCUAUAAUAUCGGCGGGUACGCGUAUAAGACGUAUAAUAAUACGAGACGAAAUUUACAUAAUAUUUCCGUCAAUUUAUAUAAAUAUUGCGGCUUAAUACAGGCAGUUUCAGUGUGUUUAUACCUUGUUUAUGCUUCUUGUGACAUGUAGCUAUAGACUUUAUAUAUUAAUCAGGGGCCGAUUUUAUAAAAAAGUGAUUAAAGUUAACUAUAGUUAGUGGAAACGUCAUCCAAUAAAAAGCGCGUAUUUGAGAGUUAAUCACUAUUUAACUACAAAAUAGUGAUUAAAAAAGUGAUUAAGAGUUUUAAACAACGGCCCCUGGUUAUUUCAGCAGCGAACGAAAAAGAGUUAACUACUUUUUAACUGCAGUUAGCGCUAACUACGUUUUUAUACAACCGGCCCCAGAUCGCUACUUAAUAACACUGUUUAUACCUAUUUUAUAUUUUAAACUACAAGAACACGACAAUGUAGCAUGGCCUUGUGUAAUACGAUCUCUACAACAUGUACACAACAAGUAAAAUGGAUCAUGUUGCCAUUGUGAAUACUUAUUUAUGGCGCAUGUUUCUGCUACGAAUGAAACUCGAGGAGCAGUGAAUUAAACGUGGAAAUUCUCUUCCUGCUUAAUCAAUCAAAUGUUUAAACUGCAUCACUAUAUUGCAUUUUUUUUUUACCAUCCAUGUCAAAGGAAAAAAUAUGCGAUUAAAUAACAAUUUUUAAAACGUCAAGUCAUCCUUGUCAAUCUAUUUCUCGAUGAGAAUUGGAUAUCUGUUUGACAUUCGGCGAAAAAGCAAUUUUUUAAGUUACAUUUUUUCGUAAACAGAACACAUAUAAAAAUAUUAAUUUGCUUGGCAACACCCCCCCCCUCCGACACCCCGUCAAAAGUACCCCUCCGCCAGUCAAAAGUACCCCCCUCCCCCAAUGUUCAGCAACGAAAUUUUUGACUAACGUACGAAAAAUCCUAGAUCCGCCCCUGUUCCCUUGCAGCUUGAUAGCGCUUUCGACAAAUUCUUUUAGCAUAUCGAAGCUGCCACUCCAUCUAAUACGUGUACCAUCGUAGCUCAAGUUUGUACAGGUUGGGUAUUCUUGAAUUUCUUUGACAUCCCAUUGUUUUGAAUAAAUAUUAACGCUUUUUGUAGAGCUAACAUAAUUAGAACUGACCGCCAUAUUGGAUUACAACUGACCGCCAAUUGGGGUGUGUAUAUUCAUAUAUUCAUGUUCACAUACCGUAAAAACAAUGACAUUCAAAGGAAAUCAGUCGGGCAGAACACGAAUAUAUGACUAUACUCCGCCCCAAUUAUCGGUCUAGCUACGGCCCUGAUAGCUCCACAUCUAAUAAUAGUGAAUAAUACCUAAUUCUGAAAGUGGAUAUCUAACAAAACUUUGAAAUCCGUUCACUUUGGCGAUUUAUGUCGCCAUUUCUGAUUUAAAUGCAUAUUUCUUAAUUUGCGAAAUAAAUAUUUAUCCACCCAGCUAACACCACUGAAGUGUUUUUGGUUUAACGUUAGUCUAAAUGAAAACAGGGGGGGGGGAGGAAAUCGCUGCAUUUUCAAAUAAGUUUCUCUUAGUUUCCCCUCCAUUCUCGCAUUCCCUUCCUAUCCCUUUUCCUACUUCUCAUUCUCCAUCUUUCGUCGCCUCCGGUAUCUUCCCAUUUUCAUCCAUCUCUUCUCUUUGUUUUGCCAUGCUAUACGCACCAUUCCCUUACCUUACUGUUUGUUCAUUAGCCUGAUUAAUAAUUGAUUGCUAUUAUUUUGAUACGUUUUAGGCUUAUUUUUGCUCAGAAAUAAUACCUGCGUUGAAUACUGCCCCGAAGGCACGUUCUACAACGAGCUAACAAAGUUUUGCGAUCCAUGCGACAGUAACUGCAGAGCGUGCUCUGCAGGGAAGGACCAUUGUACCGCUUGUCCUCCUGGACUAUUUUUGAGUGGCAUCCCAGGUGCACAGAAAAUUACAACUUGCCUAUUAAGAUGUUCUGGUGAGCAGCACAAGAUACUGCGAGACCCCGGUAUCCGAAUAAAUCGUAUAAGUUAUUCCAUUGGUCGUGUGGAACUUUGGCAAGAUCGAGAAGGGAGAUUGACAACAGUUUGCCCAUAUAACUGGGUCAUCAAACAGGCGGCCGUUAUAUGUCGUCAGCUUGGUUAUGGUGAUCCAGUGAAAGCUUACACACAAUAUUACGAUUCCAACUCCUCACUAGGCAAAUUCUCCAUAACAGUGCAAUGCAAUGGAACAGAACUCUCUGAAUGUGACCUCGCUAAAG